Messenger RNA from Sebastes umbrosus (honeycomb rockfish), 2415 nucleotides. RefSeq names its product DET1- and DDB1-associated protein 1-like. Bases 342 to 650 code for a protein of 102 amino acids. The transcript is spliced from 5 exons. Gene Ontology annotation, biological process: positive regulation of proteasomal ubiquitin-dependent protein catabolic process. Gene Ontology annotation, cellular component: Cul4-RING E3 ubiquitin ligase complex. The record is from RefSeq and is a predicted model, not a curated record. NCBI's taxonomy places the organism in Eukaryota, Metazoa, Chordata, Actinopteri, Perciformes, Sebastidae.
CCUGAUGAGACGAACAACAAAAAUGGAGUUGUGAACUAGUAGCAGGUUAGCUUCUAAAGAACGUCUCAAUUUCAGUCUUUUGGAGUAUUUACCUUUAAAUGAGUGGGAGUUUCCAGCAGAUAGAAGUGGCGUGAUGCGAUCACAUCGAUGUCACGCGUAGUUUGUGUUUUAUACUGGUCGUAAGAAGCUGUUGAACAGGGUAAACAAACCGGCUUCUUGGCUACGACAAAGACAACAAGGCUUAGUAAGCUAGCUAGCGAGCUAAGGCUCAAACAGAAGCAUCUGCUCGUCUCCACUCACAGCUAGCUAGUUAACCAACGAACAGCGAGGCGAGGACAGGCAUGGAGAAGUCAGAUUUCCUGAAGGGACUACCUGUCUACAACAAAAACAACUUCAGCAGGUUCCAUGCAGACUCUGUAUGCAAAGCAUCAAACCGUCGACCAUCUGUGUAUCUUCCAACCCGGGAAUAUCCAUCAGAGCAGAUCAUAGUCACAGAGAAGACAAACAUCCUAUUGCGAUAUCUUCACCAACAGUGGGACAAAAAGAAUUCAGCAAAGAAGCGAGAGCAGGAUCCAGGAGAGGGAGAGAACACGGCGCCUCCACGGAAAAUAGCCAGAACAGACAGUCGGGAGCUGAAUGAGGAUUCGUGAAUGGCUGUGUUGUUGUUGAUGCACACCCAGCAGAGACUGACCUACACAAACAAACAAAUUGUACACACAGAUGCAGAAUAUAUGGUUGCAAACCCAGGCCUUCCUCGGCACUGAAGCAUACAAGGAUCGACACAUUUCAGACCACAGCCGGCAUGACAUUAUGUUUGCAUUCGACUUCAGAUCUCCUCCUUAACCAAAAACGUUUUUCCUCAAUGCAUUUACUACUUUGACCCUGUAUUUUCUUUUCUUCCAAGAGACCUCUGCCUCAGAUUUCAGUCUUUUGUAGUUUGAAAAUAACAUACAUCUACCUCCUUAUUCCUCGCCCCGUCUGGUUUUCCUUCACUCAUGCCCACACAGUUAUUUAAGGCUUUUACAGCUGUAGUUCUUCAUACCAUGUCUGAGAUAUGCAUGUUUUAAUUGGUUAAGUGUCAUGCCAUCUUUUGAGGCUCCUACUCCAUUAGGAUUUUUUUAGUUUUGAAUUGCAUAAUGACAGUGGUCCAUAAAAGGUUAUUUUAGCUCAUCCUUUAUAUGAUUACUGUCAUUACAGGAAAACAGCAUUGUGUUUGUUGCUUAGAUUUAAUCAUCUAUUCAGGGUUUGUUAUGGACGGUUGCAGAAAAAGACAGAGAAUGCUGAAAGAAACGUUCUUCUGUUUUCUCCUGAUGAAUAAUGAUUUGUUGCCUUAAAUGGAAGCGAGUGUGUUUUCACUAUGUCUUAGAGUACACCCCUUGGUUUACAUUGUUGUUGUUUCAGGUGAAGAAAUGAAGCACUGUGUUGAGUUGAAUGGAUAUUCGCGUGUCUAUAAAGAUGCAUUCAAGCCAAUACAGUCAUACUAGAGGAUGCAAACUGUUUUUGUACAGUAUGACCUGCAGAUUGUGUAGCCAUAUUCUAAGUUCAAUGCUCAGCAGUUUGAGAUCACAACUUUAUAAGCAGCGCGUGUAUCUUUGUAAUUGCAAAGUUAGCACAGUAAUUUUAUGGAUGACUACACAUUUACAAUUUAGCUGUACUGCUGUCAAUCCUUGUUCUAAAUGUGCUGUUCACACUGCUUAAAUGGGUUGCUCAUUUGAGCGACACUGAGGAAAUGUGUGUUUGGAUUUACAAGCUUUUGACAGCAGGGCUAAAUAAACAGUCUGUUCGCUGCUCAUAAAGUCAGUGAAGCUCAUCGUAAGUCUUGUAUAUUUGUACAGUAUGUGUAUUGUGAUUGCUCUGAACCCCUUUUAUCAGGUAACAAGACGACUCGCUCUGAUUUUGUCUUCCCCACGUUAGCCAUAUUGUAACUUAAUUUUUGUUUAGCCAAUUUGUUCCUGUAUGUCGGAGGGAUACAAGCCAGAGUUUAGUCAACACAAACAAGCAUUUUGCUUAAUUUCCUUUGCACCUUUUAGAAACUUCACUUUUUGCGCAUCUGUAAAGAGUAAUCUGCUGCAAAUUGCAUUGGCCACAUUUUCAAUAAUGUUUGGCACGACUGACAGUUGAGUCUAUUAAUGUACAUUUUUACUUUUGUUACAUAUUGCUGUUCAAAGAUUACAGAGUAUAUGUGCAGUUUGGCUGCGUAUGUAAGUAGAAUACUCACUAAGUUUCUAAGUUAAGACAUUCUUCAUAGAAGAGUGUAAUAGUUCUACUUUUGUCGUAUGGUUUCUAUUCCAUCACCUGAUUACGUUUGGAAUGUGUUUAUUGUUAAAUGCUUUGCUUUGAGUUUAUUGUAUAAAUGUAUUGUUGUCAAUUUCAGAUCUUGUUCUUAUAAAGAAUACACUAUGACAAACAGUAUAA